AGAGAUCAGAGAGAGAAGAAAGAAAAAGCCAAAAAGGAGGGAUUUUUUUCCCUGUUUCGGUUGGGCCGUUUGAAUGUUUUGAUGCCAAACGGUUGAUCUCUCUCUCUCUCUCUCUUCCCCUCUUCAGCAUCUUCACGUUCUCCGUCUCUCUUCAAGCCGGCCACUUUCGAAAAGCACUGCGAAGCCAUGAGAAUGCUGCAGCUGCGACCGCUCGCCUUCGACCUGGCGCGAGCACGGCUUCCUUCGAGCGCCCCCGCGACACCCUUUGGCCCAUUCAACUCCUGCGUGCAGAAGAGGUGGCGGAAACCGCUCGUCACCGCCCAGACCCGCCUGGAAGACCGAACCAGAGACCAUAAGCUCGACAAGCUGGCGACCCACCUCGCCACCCUCAAGACCGCCCUCGGCCUCCUCGCCCUCAUGUCCGCCCGCAGGAGAGGCCCCUACGUCUCGCUCCAGCUCAUGUCUCGCUGGAGGGGCCUCGUCGGGCUCAACGUCGCCGUCGGGGCCUUCGUCCGCAAGCACUCCCACGUGUUCGAGGUAUUUACUCACCCGCUCCGUAGGAAGUUAUGUUGCAGAAUUAGGCGCGGAAUGAGGGAGCUGGUUAAGGAGGAGGAGGGUGUUGUUAGACGUAUGGAAUUGGAGUCUUUGAAGAGGGUGAAGAAGCUGCUGAUGAUGUCGGUGAAUGGGAGAGUUCAUGUGCACGCAUUGAGGUUGAUUAGGAGGGAAUUGGGUCUACCCGAGGACUUCCGAGAGUCGAUCCUGGCCAAGUACUCGCGGGAUUUCAGGCUCGUUGAUUUGGAAAUUGUGGAGUUGGUGGAGAGGGAUGAGGAUUUGGGUGUCACCGAGAUAGAGAAGUGGAGAGAGAAGGAGUAUAGGGAAAAAUGGUUGAGUGAGUUUGAAACUAGGUUCGCCUUUCCAAUUAAUUUCCCUACCGGUUUCAAGAUCAAGGGAGGGUUUAGACAGAAGAUGAAGAAUUGGCAGAGGCUUCCAUACGUGAAGCCAUAUGAGAGGAAAGAAAUAGUGAAAGUGCGUACUUGCGGUGGUGUAGAGCGAUUUGAGAAGCGGGCUGUUGCAAUUAUUCACGAAUUGUUGAGCUUAACCAUGGAGAAGAUGGUGGAGGUGGAGAGAUUAGCUCAUUUCAGGAAGGACUUUGGUAUGGAAGUUAACGUGCGUGAGUUACUUCUGAAGCACCCAGGAAUUUUCUAUAUAUCAACUAAAGGAAGCUCUCAGACUGUCUUUCUCAGAGAAGCUUAUAGCAAAGGGUGUUUGCUCGAGCCAAAUCCCAUCUAUGCUGUUCGCAGGAAAAUGUUGGAGCUCCUUCUGUUAAGACGCCGGAAUACUAAGGUAUUAUCAGUUAUUGAGGAGGACAAUUUGGUGCAUACUGUAGAUGAAGGUCAUAAAAGAGAGGGAGAUUGGGUAGUUCCCAUAUUGGAGAGUUUGGAAGGUCAUGGAGUUGAGAGAUGAUCUGAUUGUGAUUGUUUACAUCAAGAGAUGAUGCUUCUGGACCUGAAAAUGAAAUGGAGAGGUAGAUGCAUGUGCUAGAGUGAUGAGGUUGCACAGUCCAUGGUUCAGUAACAUGCUUUUACUAGAGAUGAGUUGCUUAAUAAGUUCGUUUUACUGGACAUCAAGAUGGUUGGGAUUUACUCAGGUAACAUUGAAGGAUGGGCUGAAGUAGUCAUUCCAUGGAAUCCAAAGUGACUAACCAAAGUAACUGGAAACAGGGAAGACGUGGUUCAUAUAUUGGAUAACCAGAUCAGGUCUAUUCAGUUUAGUCCGCUGAAGAAUUGGAGCUGUGUAUUCUCAAAGAAAUGUUUUAGUGUGUGGAGAAAGUAGUAUAUGGUGCAAGAAAUAGCUACUGCUCUCUAAUUAAAACAACAUGCGUAGCCUUUGCACGCUUUCCUACCUUUGCUUCAAAAUGGUAAGUCGGAGCUUUUUGCUUUACGAUGGUAGUUGGAGCUUCAAUUCGGGAAUCCCAUUUACUGGUUAAUUUGCAAUUGCCAAGACUCAUAUUCAUCGAGCUAUGAGGGUGCAGGACAGCAGUUUUUUAUAUUUAACUUUCGGUUGUGUCGAAUUUUCAUUAGGAUUGCUUAGUUGUCCACUGAGGAAACAUGUAUUUUGAGAUUAUUCUUUCUCAAAGUUACCUGAUUUCUAUAAUGGUCAUAGCUAUCAAUUCAAUGUUCACUUUCCCAUGUCUACUUACCGCAGAUAUGAGUCUCCUGACAAAGUAAACUUAUCCUAAUAAAAAAGUUAGGACGUCUGCUGUCCGACGUGUAUUAGAGAUUUGACCCGCCAGCUAAACUGUUUAUGAUCGUAUUCAUUAGCAAGAAUUAGGUUUUCCUUAUUUUUGAGCAAGUAAUCAGUGUCAGGACCAUUGGCUUAUAAGAAUUGGAAUAGAAAAUUUGACAUAUGUUGAAAUAUUCUCUCACAUCACUUGACAAUGGGUCCCAAACGCUCUUCAUAUUUAUGUGGUCUCCCUUCAUCUAUCAAUUUAAGCUUUUGGGUUAGACUUUCUAACACCAGUGCUAUCUUUUUCUUGAAUGUGUGUAGUCAAAAUUUCACAUGUCCCUCGUAAUCCGGCUUGCACGCCGCAAGCUUUUAUAAUUCGUAUAUUGUUAGCCUUGGAGCAUUGUGAAAUUACGCAUAGAUUUAAGGAGGAAGAAGUCUUUGCACAAUGAUGCUUGUAAGGAUAUGUAACACCCAGUGGAAAUGAAUAAAAAGAAUUGGUUGGUGAUUCUUUUUCAGUUUCGUUUGAAUCCAUGAUGAUGCCCUUGUUUUUUUAUUGCUUCGAAGUGCAUGACAAGGCUUUACAAGUGUCUUAUCUUUUGGGCAAUGGAAGAUCCUUAUGGUUUCCUGAUAGAAGACAAAUAGCCAGUUGUUGAAUAGAACAGAGUGCGUUUCUCAUGUGUACUUGGAAAGGUGAGCAAUCAUGUAGAGUCUGAACAUUAGCAGGUCUUUUAACUGCUGGUAGAGGACAUACUUUGUCCCUUAUUGACCAACUCUUUGAAAACCAAACUAGACCGGCCGGUUCAGCGGGGCACAGGAGCCUGGUCCAGGCCUGUACUACUAUGACCCAGACAUGGACCCAGUCAAAAUAGGAUGCUGAUCAAACUGGGUGAACUGGGAACUGGUUUGACUGGAGCUGGGAGAUAUACAAAUGAAGAAGAUGGGUACGGGUCAAGGGGUUCUACUCCUGACCUGUUUCAUAGAAACGCUCAGCCAACUGAGUGGGUGCCUUUAUUCAUUUACCAAGACUGCAUAAUUACUUAACCACUUUCGCUACGCAAUUUUAAGGAAGAGAAUGGAAAAUUGCCAUGGAGGGAAUUUGAACUCAUAACCACAAGCUUCAUGCCGAACAACCCCCACCAUCUCAACUCGGGAUAAGUUGGCGCUGAGCAUAAUGUUUAGUAUGAAUUCCAUGUUCUAUAUAGUAAUAAGUUAUAUUAACAAACCAGAUGGAUCAAUUGGUUGAACGUGUAUGCCAAGGACUCAUUUGGUUUAGUCUCCAUUAUGGUUCGAGAAAUAGUGCUAUUGACUUGAAAGUAUGCGCCUACGCUAGGCGUGGAAAGGUGAUUCAGUUUUGCUCUAUAUUUGCUGAAUGGGUUACAUAGCUUGGGGCGCUAAAGCAGAAGUUGUGUGUUCAAUUAAGAUGUCUCAAGCAUUUUUUGUCUUUGUUUGGUCUGUGGUGUGAGAUUUCUUUCUGUCCAUUCGGUAGUGUUCUAAGCUUCAAGUUGUGGAACUCAGACAUUUCGAUUUCUGAUGUUAGCCAAUCCAAUAACUUUUUGGGAUUCUAAUUUUCACCUCAUGUUGGUCCGCUUCGGUAUUGUGUAAUGUUCUUUCGAGUGAAAAAUGUGACGAUGUCAUCUCUGCUCCGGAGUAUGCGUUAGUCUUUUGAGCUUCUAGCAUGUAGGAAUACAAAGACUGGCAACCUUUCGGGAAAAGGGCUUGCUCAUCUAUGUGCCUUUGCCUUUUGGCGUGGUAUCGAGGGACAACAAGAACUGCCAUUACCCGUUAUUUGUUUUGUGUUAGCACAUGCCAUGCGGACUCGGUUACUGCAACAAUGACCUUUACGAAAAAGU
Eucalyptus grandis is the source of this 4076-nucleotide messenger RNA. Its product is annotated as protein ROOT PRIMORDIUM DEFECTIVE 1. Bases 187 to 1464 code for a protein of 425 amino acids. NCBI's taxonomy places the organism in Eukaryota, Viridiplantae, Streptophyta, Magnoliopsida, Myrtales, Myrtaceae. The transcript is spliced from 2 exons. Gene Ontology annotation, molecular function: RNA binding. The record is from RefSeq and is a predicted model, not a curated record.